CGACAUCAGCGCAGACGCAUUGGUUUAUUUUGAUUUUACUCGCGCCAUGAAAAAAUAAAUAAAUUAAGCAUGAAUUAAAAAUGAUGACUUAACAAUUGAUCGUUGAUCGGACUAAGGAACAUAGUUAAACCCCAUUACCACCAUGGGGUCCCAGGCUCCAACAUCAGCCGAUGCCUGUUUAAGUAUUGUUCACAGCCUAAUGUGCCAUAGGCAAGGAGGAGAAAGUGAAAGCUUUGCCAAACGGGCCAUCGAAAGCUUGGUGAAAAAACUGAAAGAGAAAAGGGAUGAACUUGACAGUUUGAUCACGGCUAUAACAACCAAUGGCGCACAUCCUUCGAAAUGUGUGACGAUCCAACGUACAUUAGAUGGGCGACUUCAGGUGGCAGGAAGAAAAGGUUUUCCUCAUGUGAUUUAUGCUCGUAUUUGGCGAUGGCCUGAUUUGCAUAAAAAUGAACUGAAGCAUGUCAAAUACUGUCAGUAUGCUUUCGACCUGAAGCAGGAUAGCGUCUGUGUUAAUCCUUAUCAUUAUGAGAGAGUUGUUUCCCCUGGAAUAGAUUUGUCAGGAUUAACCAUACAGCAUGCAGCUCCACCCACCAGACUGGUGAAAGAUGAAUAUGGAAGUGAUAUUGGAAUGGAAGGGGCAAGUAGUCAACAUGGUCAAGGGUCACCGACCCCUCAGAGCACAGUUCAACACCAGCAGCUACACCAGACACAGCAGUUGGCAGGGGCGGGGCAGGCUGGACCGAACCCUAUCCAUGCCAUGUCCCCACAGCCCUUGUCAUCACCUCCUCCCCAGUCAGCUGCCAGUUCCAUCAGUCAUGCCCAUGGUGUUCCUCAGUCACCGUUGGAUUGUUACGGCAACCAAAUACCUCAUGUUUCUCAGGCACAACCAGCCCUAAGUCCUUUUCCUAGAACUGCUCCUGAAGGUGCUACAUGGACAGGGAACAACACUGCCACCUAUACACAAAACCUAGAACCUCAGUACUGGAACAACAAUCAUUUACAAAGUCAAGAAAUGCUUACACCAUUAACUAACCAACCUCCUCCUGAAUUCUGGUGCACCAUUACUUAUUUUGAACUUGAUCAGCAGGUUGGGGAAACAUUUAAGGUUCCAUACAGUUAUUCCACAGUAAAGGUUGAUGGAUAUACUGAUCCAUCCAGUUUAGACAGAUUCUGUUUAGGACAGCUCUCCAAUGUUCAUAGGACUGAAGCAAGCGAGCGGGCUCGAUUACACAUAGGUAAAGGAGUACAGUUGGAUUAUCGUGGUGAGGGAGAUGUAUGGAUCAGAUGUGUCAGUGAUCACAGUGUGUUUGUACAGAGCUAUUAUCUGGACCGUGAGGCUGGCCGAGCACCAGGCGAUGCUGUACAUAAAAUAUAUCCCAGUGCAUAUAUAAAGGUAUUUGAUAUUCGGCAGUGUCAUAGACAGAUGCAACAACAAGCGGCAACAGCCCAGGCGGCAGCUGCUGCACAGGCUGCUGCUGUGGCAGGAAAUGUUCCAGGACCUGCUUCAGUUGGUGGCAUUGCUCCAGCUGUUGGUUUAAGUGCAGCUGCAGGGAUAGGUGUUGAUGACUUACGGAGGUUGUGUAUAUUAAGGUUGAGCUUUGUGAAAGGCUGGGGCCCAGACUAUCCAAGACACAGCAUUAAAGAGACACCAUGUUGGAUAGAGGUACAACUCCAUCGACCUCUGCAACUAUUGGACGAGGUUUUGCAGACAAUGCCUCUCAGUGAUCCCCGCCCCCGGGGAUUCUUUUUAGGAUGAAUUUAGAAAGAUACAUUUUCUUGGAAGUAGAAAUCUGAUCAGGUUGGACACUCAAAAAUCACUUAAAUGUUCGUUGCAAUGGCAUUACAAACUGUGCCGUAAAUAUGUUGUUUUUGUAGCUAUUUUGUGGUAAAAACCUAUAGUGCUAUUAUGUUUAGCUAAGUAAGACUAACUAAUGAACACUUAGAUAAAGGAUUGUCAUAUUGAUUUGCAAAAUGCAGUAAAUAUGUGUAUAGUUUGGCUAAAAUACCAAAGAAAAUAAGAUAUUUUGCAUAACUGAAUCAAAUAUUGUGUUCACUUCCAUAUUAUGAAUGUUUACAUAUCAUUCCAAAGUUGAGGGAACCAUUUUUGUAUAUUUCAUUAUAAACAAAUUGUGUCUAAUGUGAUUUCAAUUUUUUUUUAUUCAGACUUAAGCUGUGCAAUAGGUAUUUACUAAAUGGGGUUACUAAAGUCUUUGGGUGAGAAAAACCUCCCAAUUAAAUGUAUAUAUUCAAGCACACCAAACUUAGUAUUAUAUAUUCAGCUGUCCUUUUGGUCUACACCAAGACUCAUUGGUGACACUCAAAUCAAUCAUUUGGACGGUGAUUUAAUCAAGUUAGUUAAAGAGGAUUGAAAACCAAAAACUUGAUAAAAGGCUUGUCAAAUUUAGCCAAGACAUCUAAGCAGUUGCAUGAAACCACAACAUAAACAUUUCAUGUUUCGACUUUAAUUUUUUUCAUUUUGAGAAAAAACAAUACUAAUGAACAAAACUUGAAAUAAGCCAAAUAAAUUCCACAUGUGUAUUUAAAAGACAAAACAAGAGAUGCUUUGACAUUUUCAUGUAGGAGUUAGAGCUAAGACUGCCAGGUCUGCUCGGAGUCAGUGUUAUGUGUGCGGGUAUAUUAACAUGUCUUCCUGCUCACUGUUAAUUUCUUAACUAGCACAUUAAAAGUCCGACUCAGUGUGUUGAUCUAGUACAAAGCUGGGAUUAUAUUCAUAUCACAUUAUCAAACUAUCAUCAUAAAUAUGCAUUUAAUUUGUCACUGGACGUUAAAACAGCCAACCAUCCAACAAUCCACUGUUGAGAUGAUUAAAGAUCAUUUGGAGAACUUUCCCUGCAGUUCUUCUUAGACGGAGUAUUGAUAAACUCACCCUUUAACCUCUACUUAAAAUUGUGAAACAACAAGACAAAACUACCUACAAAAAUAUGAAUAAGAAAAAAAGAAGUUUUUUUUGCACACAUAUUUAACCUUUUAUAGAGUUUCCCCAAACAGCAUGAGAUGAAAAGCAAAGUUAUUUUGACAAAGCUAAUGUAUGUGAUUAGUUAAAUCUUUGAAAUUUUUUAUGACAAUUAAUAAGUGUUAUUGUACAUAAAUGUUGUUAGAGAUUUUUAUUCAUUGUAAAUAUAUCAUUGUUAUCUUAUAAUUUUUACAUGUUUUUAUGUUGAUCAUGUAACUUGUCAAUCUAUGGAGUAUUUAUUGAAAGACUGAUCCAGGCGUUGCAUUUUGUAUGUUAAACAUAUUGUUUAUAUAUUUUUAAAAGGCUGUCUAAAAAGAUAUGAUCUGUUGGUAGUAAUUCUGAAAUUGAUUGGUGUAAAUUUAUAUGUUUAUUAGUGUGUUUUUACAGGAAACAUUUAUCUAUAGCUUGCAAAAUACACUGCUUAUUUUUCAGACAUUACUUCAAAACGAUUUUUUUCUGAUUUAACUUAUAUAGUAAGUACAGUGUAUUGAUUUUGUUAUUCAUAAAUAAAGAAACUCAAUCUCAAAACAAAAACCAAAUUAGAAAAAAACUUCAAGGUUCAGAAUAGAAAAACAAAUGAUUUUUUCUGUAUUUAAACCAUGUUUGAAAAUAGCAUUGAAAAUUUAUCAUCUUAUAACAAAUCAACAUUCAUGAAUGUUUUGUAGAGUUAUCUCCUCGAAAUGAUUUAAAGAAUUGCUACUGUUAAAAAAUUAUGAAAUGGAUUAAAUCAUAAAGUUAUUUAAUAUUUAGCUUUGAGCAUUCCUGAGGAAGGUAAAUCCAGAAAAGCGCUUUUGACACCUGAAAUUUAUAACAUGUUGUUUUCAUUUUUUAGAUUACCAAAUUUUUUGAUACCAUUUUUGUCUUUGAAAAUAACUAAGACAUUGUUAGAAUGUACGUCUCAAUUGAUUUUUAUGUGAUAUGUAGGAAAAUUUUGCCGUUUGCCAGGUGGUGCCAUUAAAAAUUGUACAAUUAUUACAAAUAGUUAAAAAAAACAUUUUUGAAAAUCUUAUUAAAUCAAUGUUAUUUUUCAUAGUUUUGGAAAGAAUAAACUUGCCAAUGUUCAUUGUAUGAAAAAUCUGGAGAGAAUUGUUUACCGCCAAAUUUUCUAUGGCUUAUCUCUCAAAAACAAGGACAAUGACCUUAAAUUUUUCCCACUCUUUUAAUUAUGUGAUGUAUAAACUAUUAAUGUAUAACAGUCUUUAUAAAAGCUUUUUAUUUUGAAUCAGAGUAACGAACAUGCUGAAAAACAAUGAUCAAUCGGGAAAAGAAAGCAUUACAUGUUAAAAUUAAAGAAAGUUGUAUUAACGACAAUGAGACUGUCCAUUUGUUCUUUUGGUCCACUUUCUACUUAUGUAUCUGCUACUGAUCCUUAGCAGAUCAUUUUAGAAUAAAUCAUUACUUGCAGACAUUAAGUGAAACUAUUGUAAACAAAAUUAACAUUAAGAUUAUGUUUUACUUUUUUGUUUUACGGUGUGAAUUUUAAAUUUUGUUAUCUCAAAAACAGUGUUAUAAGAUCCAUUGCCAAAAUGAUAAAUCAAAACUCAGUAUUGUACACUUGAUGUUAAACAAACCAUUGUACAUUGUGUAAAUGUAAUAUAAUAAAAGAACAGAAAAACUUG
This is a messenger RNA of Mytilus californianus (California mussel), 4596 nucleotides long. Its product is annotated as mothers against decapentaplegic homolog 4-like. The transcript is spliced from 13 exons. Gene Ontology annotation, cellular component: heteromeric SMAD protein complex. The record is from RefSeq and is a predicted model, not a curated record. Gene Ontology annotation, molecular function: DNA-binding transcription factor activity, RNA polymerase II-specific; RNA polymerase II cis-regulatory region sequence-specific DNA binding; I-SMAD binding. Gene Ontology annotation, biological process: cell differentiation; regulation of transcription by RNA polymerase II; transforming growth factor beta receptor signaling pathway. NCBI's taxonomy places the organism in Eukaryota, Metazoa, Mollusca, Bivalvia, Mytilida, Mytilidae. The coding region runs from base 143 to 1759 and encodes 538 amino acids.